AUUCUUUUUCAUUCAUUCAUUCAUUCACAUUCAUUCGUUACAUUCAUUGCUUUCAUUGCUUUCAUUGCAUUACUACUAUUAUUACUAUCAUUAUCAUUAUCUUUUCUUUUCUUUCUCUUCCUUCUCUCAAAGCUAGUUCGUUCGUUGGAAACAUCAUGUUAUCCGUCAUAAACACUUCCACCACACUCUGCUUACAGCCUGCUUCUGUUUCAACCUCUAUUACUUCGUCUACUUCCUCCAAUGCCUCUAUGGCUCGGUUAGUCAACAAGGCUCCGCAGCCAUAUGGAGUCAUUCCUCCUCGUCGUAAAAAGACCUCCACAAACCGUUCUCCCAACUCUUUAUCCCCUUCAUUAGAGCUUACCCUAACCAAUACCACAAUCACAACCACAGCCUCAACAACAACGACAACAACAACGACAACGACAACUUCUACUACAUCAACAACCACAUCAACUCCCAAUCAUGAUUCUUUCUUUGCCUUCCUCUUCUCAGAUUCCACAUCAUCCUAUCGCUCCAAUCUCUGGGCAACCAUCAAGGCCCACUGCUUAGCUUUCAGCAAUACUAAUGGUCGAACCAACCGACAGACCAACAGGAGGGACCGUCAGGGUUGCUACCGUGACUUUGCACCACCUGAAGCUUUGAUCGUUACCAAUAGUCCACCCGUUGUCACAUUAGACGCAACAUCGUUAGUCACCAGCUCAUCCUCUGCAUUGUUUCCAGAGGAUGUAUUGCUAUCGAUUCAUGACAUCGAUGUGUCUGGAUCUGCAAUGCAAACUAUCAAGAACGAUAGCAGCACAAGUAACCAUAGUAGCAAUAAUAAUAUUGCCAAUAAUGCUUCUGCCUAUCCUGUUUCAGUCGCAUCCAUGGAUAAAUUCAAGGUCAUGGGAACAGAUCUUAUCCCAUUAAAGACCUUUACCUAUUGUGAAACCCUUAUUGAUGAGGUCGAAUCAUCCUUAAAGCUCGAUACUGGGGCUGCGUCUUCUCCAAAUGCGUCUACAGCAGCUUCUGGAGCUCUAAUCCGUCGCCCCCUUCCUCGAGUCAAGCGCAGUAUGCCAAAGCCCUCACCGAUCGUUGAAGCAACAAUGUCUUGCCGCCGAGUUCCUGUGGUGAAUCAGAGCGAAUUGCCACCUCCACUCCCACGACAUUUGGCUUCACGGGAGACUCGCUCCAACUCGGCCUAUUUGCGUAUGAUGGCUACGGAAUUGAGGAUGAUUCGCUCUCGCAAGCUAAUUGCCCCACUAAAGCCUCGAGCUUUCCUCCCUCGUCGCAAGGACCUUUUUAGCUUUGACAAGUCGUGCUUGACUCUAGAAAUAUCUUUUGAUAAGGACCUAGAGGAGAAGGAGGAGGAGGAGGAGGAGGAAGAAGAGGAAAUCCCUAUUGGUUCGUGGACCUCUUUCUCGUCUACAGAGUCCUUCAUGUCUACCAGCUCUUCAGACUAUGUUACCGCUGAAGGCGAGGAAGACGAUACUGAAAGCGACGAGUAAAAAGAAAAAAAAACUAUAUUCAGGAUUAUAUACCCUUCGUCUCUCCCCUCUGUCUCCUUUCUCUCCGAUUACUUUAUCAGCUUAUCACUUUAUCACCUCCACUCGUUUUUCUUUUUUUUUUUUUGCGUACCAC
This is a messenger RNA of Lobosporangium transversale, 1617 nucleotides long. RefSeq lists its product as hypothetical. NCBI's taxonomy places the organism in Eukaryota, Fungi, Mortierellomycota, Mortierellomycetes, Mortierellales, Mortierellaceae. Bases 156 to 1484 code for a protein of 442 amino acids. The transcript is spliced from 2 exons. The record is from RefSeq and is a predicted model, not a curated record.